GGCGCCUCCGAACGUCGGCGGGCUGCUCGGCGAUUGGCUGAGAGCGAGGCGGGGCGUGUCUGAAGGUUCCAGCGCCGGGGCAUGGGGCCGCGCUCGGGGCGCGUGGGUUGAGUCUGCUCCGAGCUGCGGCGGCCCCAGGCGCGCCGGGAGCCCGACCACGUUAUACCAAGCAAGCAACCGCCCCCGCCAUGGCUCACUUAACCGGUGUCAAUGGAGAGCUCCCCAGUGCUGAACUCUGGGUGUCCCAUAACGAGAUGGUCAUGGAGCCACUUGAUACCAGUGACCCGGAGGUGUACAACCUCAUCAAGAAAGAGAAGCGGCGCCAGAGGCUUGGGUUGGAGCUGAUUGCGUCCGAGAACUUUGCAAGCCGAGCGGUUCUGGAGGCCCUGGGCUCCUGCAUGAACAAUAAAUACUCGGAGGGGUACCCAGGACAGAGGUACUACGGCGGGACGGAGUUUGUGGAUGAGCUGGAGAUCCUCUGCCAGAAGAGAGCGCUGGAGGCUUACGGGCUGGACCCACAGAAAUGGGGGGUCAAUGUCCAGCCAUACUCAGGCUCCCCCGCUAACUUUGCGGUGUACACGGCCCUGGUGGAGCCCCAUGGCAGGAUCAUGGGUCUGGACUUGCCUGACGGGGGGCACCUGACACAUGGCUUCAUGACGGACAAGAAGAAAAUCUCGGCUACCUCGAUCUUCUUUGAAUCCAUGCCUUACAAGGUCAAUCCCAACACUGGCUAUAUUGACUACGACCGGCUGGAGGAGAACGCCCGCUUGUUCCAUCCAAAGUUGAUCAUAGCAGGCGUCAGCUGUUACUCGCGUAACCUGGACUACGCCCGCAUGCGGAAGAUCGCGGACGAGAACGGGGCUUACCUCCUGGCCGACAUGGCCCACAUCAGCGGCCUGGUGGCAGCCGGCGUGGUGCCGUCGCCGUUUGAACACUGUGACGUUGUGUCGACCACGACGCACAAGACGCUGAGAGGCUGCCGGGCCGGCAUGAUCUUCUAUCGGAAAGGAGCUCGCAGCGUGGAUCCCAAGACUGGCAAGGAAACUCCAUACAACCUGGAGAGCCUCAUCAACCAGGCCGUCUUCCCAGGGCUUCAGGGAGGGCCUCACAACCAUGCCAUUGCCGGAAUCGCUGUCACUUUGAAGCAAGCCAUGACCCCGGAAUUCAAAGCCUAUCAACGGCAGGUUGUUGCAAACUGCCAGGCACUGUCUGCCGCUAUGAUCGCACUGGGCUACCAUGUCGUCACUGGUGGCUCGGACAACCACUUGAUCCUCGUGGACCUGCGCAACAGAGGGACGGAUGGCGGGAGAGCCGAGCGGGUGCUGGAAGUCUGUUCCAUUGCCUGUAACAAGAACACCUGUCCUGGUGACAAGAGUGCCUUGCGCCCAAGCGGCCUGAGGCUUGGGACACCAGCUUUGACCUCCAGGGCAUUCCGGGAAGAGGACUUCCAAAAAGUAGCUCAUUUCAUCCACAAAGGGAUAGAGCUGACGCUGAGGAUUCAGAACGACAUGAGCCCCAAAGCGACGCUGAAGGAAUUCAAGGAGAGGCUGGUGAGCGAUGAGAAGUACCAGGCGGCUCUCAAGUCUCUCAAAGAGGAGGUGGAGACCUUUGCUGCUGCCUUCCCGCUCCCUGGCCUGCCUGUCCUUUAAAACAAGGCAGCAGCUGCACCCAAUCCAGAGCUACCGGAGAGCUCUGGGGAAGCAAACAGGGAUUGCGGUGCAUCCACGUCCACUAGGAAAGCCUCUGUUGCCAUCUGACAAGCAAAGAGACCUGAGAGAAACCGGUCACUUCCCCUCCCCCCCACACUUCUGUUAACCUCCUCCUCUCCUCUUUGUGAUUUGUUCUCACAAGGCAGAUGGCUUUUUAAAAGUUAAUUUUUUUACCCGCCUCUCCCCCUAGGCUACCCCUGUAGGGCACUGCCCCAGGCUUGUGGGCAUGACCCAGGGGCUGGUAAGCCUCCGUUUAGGAAACGGUUUCUUUUCUAGUAACUGAACGGUGCAGCACUUAAUUCUUUUGAAAGGAUUGAAAUUGGCACCUGAUUUUUAAUACAUCAACUGCACUUUUAAUGAGGACAAACAGGGUAGCUCUAAAGUCCAAUUACUGACAGAUCUGCAAAGGUGCUGAUGUGCCCCCCACCCACACAGUGGGGUUAAGGGGGGCUGCAGAUGCUCAACUUAUAGCUAGCAUAUUUCCAAACUACUGAUUACUGGAAUGCAUGAACAGGCCUUGCUCUGAGCCAGGGAUCUAGGCCAUAUUUUAAAGAGAUUCUCAGCAACAUAAGCUGUUAUAUUCAGAUUUCCUAUAGGAGCCACUUAACAUACAGUCAUAUUUUGUAUUUAAAGGUUGCAGUAGGAAAGCAUCAGACUUUACUACCUUAAAACAUGUCUUGCUAGUUUCAGAAUAGCAAAUUCACAAUCCCACUCUCCAUGGGAGAGUAACUCUGACAAGCAGGUUUCCAUUGUAAUCGUGAUUGGCAAACAUACUAGUCCAGAUGCAAUUUUGCAAGACUGAGCUACUGAAAGAAACACAUUUCUGGUGCUUUUCUAACUCCAAAGCACACACCACAGACUCCCCCUAUUAAUCCACGUUCCGAAUGAGGUCAGUAUUUCAAGCCAGCACGUCCAGACAGUUUUUCAGAUAUCUGAGCCCAAAGCUUAGUUAGGACCAUUUUUUAAUAAGCACAGUCAAAUUAGAAUUUAACCACAAUGUAUGACAAGAAUAAGCUUUAAAAAAUACAACCAACUUUUUUUGUAUUUCAAAAAUAUCUGAACCCAAAUAAAUAAUUCUUUUAAAAGUA
This is a messenger RNA of Mauremys mutica (yellowpond turtle), 2797 nucleotides long. It is a transcript of the gene SHMT1, whose product is annotated as serine hydroxymethyltransferase 1. Gene Ontology annotation, molecular function: mRNA 5'-UTR binding; glycine hydroxymethyltransferase activity; mRNA regulatory element binding translation repressor activity. Gene Ontology annotation, biological process: L-serine catabolic process; folic acid metabolic process; protein homotetramerization. NCBI's taxonomy places the organism in Eukaryota, Metazoa, Chordata, Testudines, Geoemydidae. The record is from RefSeq and is a predicted model, not a curated record. The transcript has 12 exons. The coding region runs from base 189 to 1649 and encodes 486 amino acids. Gene Ontology annotation, cellular component: cytosol; cytoplasm; nucleus.